Messenger RNA from Ricinus communis (castor bean), 3358 nucleotides. RefSeq lists its product as uncharacterized. Bases 539 to 3142 code for a protein of 867 amino acids. Lineage: Eukaryota; Viridiplantae; Streptophyta; Magnoliopsida; Malpighiales; Euphorbiaceae. The record is from RefSeq and is a predicted model, not a curated record. The transcript has 8 exons.
AUAUAAAAAUGGUGAUAUAUUCUCAUAAAUGAUCUCUUUUCUUCCUGUUUUCUUCUUCUUCAACAAUUUUUCUCUUUACACUUCACAUUUCCUAUCUUUUUCUUUUCUUUUUGUACAGACACAGAAUCAAUAUAGACAAAGUUAGGGUUUUUGAUUUCUCUGCGUUACUUUCACAAAACAAAUACACAAAAACCGAUUUUUUUUUUUUAUAAUUAUACGUGUUAUAUACACACACCUACCAACCUUCAAAGGUGGUAUGAAAUUGGGGCUCUGUUGAUCAGGAUACUAUUAGGGCACAAUUUUCCUUUUCUGCCUUUUUUUUUUCAAGUUUGGUAUUUGUUUGCAACUGAAUUUAGGGUCGUUCCUCUUUUUAUUUUUUCCUUUUUUUUUUUCUUUUUUUUUUUUUGGUUUUGAGGAUUAUAAUGAGAGGUUUUUGUGUGAUCAUGUGGAAAUAGAGGACGUUUAUUUUAUUGUUAACACUGAUUGAUAGGAGGUGAUUGUGAGUGUGUUGGUGGGGGGGUAGCGGAAUUGUGUGAGGAUGACUGAUUUUCAACCUCUGCAACAAAAACCUGAAUCAACUAAUGAUGCCCGGACCGAAUUCGAGCGAGGAUUAGAGGAAUUGAUGCGUGGACAUUUAGAUGGUUGUAUGUCAUUUGCCUCAUGUAGCUCCACUCAUAAUCAGGAUGAUGAGGAUGAUGAGGGUGAUCAGCUUGUUCGUCGGAGACGUAGGGCUGAUCUAGAGGGUGAUGAUUUAGCCGAGUCUUCUGCUGCAAGGAGACGCCAUUCACGUAUUUUCAGUCGAUGGGCAGCUCGCCAAGCUCAGGAAAUGAUUACCACCAUUGAGAGGAGGAAUCGUGAGUCGGAGUUGAUGGCACUUGCUGGUUUGCAUACUGUUUCCAUGCUUGAUUCCUCAUUUUUGAGGGAGUCACAUUCACCCACUUCGAGAAGGCAGGGGGCUGUUGAAAGGCCUAGCACUCGGGCAUCUUCAAUUUUGCAAAUGUGGCGGGAGUUGGAGGAUGAGCAGUUAUUGAAUAGGGCACGUGAGAGAGUGAGGGAGAGACUGAGACAUCAAAGAAGUGUGGAGUCUAAUACUAAUAUAUCGAGUACAAAUAUGUCAGAGAGUCGAGGAAGUGAGAUUCAGGGAAGUUUGGGGGAUGCAAGUGAGAGUGAGAAUGAGUUUGGACCUUGGCCACAUGAGCGGCUGGGGUCGCAGAAUGAGCGUGGGGAUAAUAAUGGGUCUAGCAGGGAGCAAUCUCCUGACCUUGGUGAAGUUGAGAGGGAAAGAGUGAGGCAGAUUGUCCGGGGAUGGAUGGAGAGUGGCAUUAGUGAUCAUACAUCUAACGUGUCUCAAAGGAAUGGAAGUCCUAGAGGGGAAUGGCUUGGUGAAACAGAACGUGAAAGGGUUAGAAUUGUUAGGGAGUGGGUGCAGAUGGCAAGUCAGCAGCGAGGAGGUCGUGGGGGACGGAGGGAAGAUCAAGCUGCUGGACCUGAUGCACAAGCUGACAGAGUUGUUCGUGAUGGAUCAGUUGCAGACCAUGAUGAAGGGCAACCAGAGCAUAUUCGUCGAGACAUGCUCCGGCUGCGUGGGCGACAAGCUAUACUCGAUUUACUUGUGAGGAUUGAGCGGGAAAGACAGAGGGAACUUCAGGGAUUGUUGGAGCAUCGAGCUGUCUCUGAUUUUGCUCAUCGCAACCGCAUUCAGUCAUUACUGAGAGGUAGAUUCUUGCGAAAUGAAAGACCUGUUGAAGAAGAAAGACCACCUUCAAUGGCUGCAAGUGAACUAGUCCAAUUAAGACAACGUCAUACUGUUUCUGGCUUAAGGGAAGGGUUUCGCUCCAGGUUGGAGACUAUUGUUCGUGGCCAAGCAAGUGGCCAGUCUGAUAGCACACCUGAUAACAACGUCAAUGAUGGAAAUGAUUGGAGUCAAAUUAGCACUUCAGAAAAUGUUCAACAUGAGAACAAUGAGCAACCCAGAAGUCAAGAAAUUGACAUCCAUCGACUGUCUGAUCAAACAGAUAGCAUAGAAAACAACACAACUGUAAAUCACAUGAAUUGGCAAGAAAAUGGUAAUCAAGGCGAGGGUUGGCAAGGACAAAUAACAAAUGAUGAGGAGCAAAACUGGCAACAACAAAACUACAGUCAGUUUAAUGAAUGGAGAAAUGGUGAUGCAGAACCUAUGGAUGGGAAUUGGCAAGAAAAUUCAGCAAAUCAUUGGCCCCAGGAAGCAGCUGGAAAUGUACAUAGUGAACAAAGACGUCUUCAAGAAGCUCAAGAAGUUUGGCGUGAGAAUCCUUCUCAGGGAGCCGUAGAAAAUUGGACAGAGGGGCCUUCUGAUCCUCCAAGAACACGUCGUGCUGUUCCAGUAAGAAGAAUUAAUAGGUUUCACCCACCUGAUGAUGAUAAUGUGUAUAGUAUGGAGCUUAGGGAACUUUUGAGCAGGAGAAGUGUAUCUAAUCUUCUUCGCAGUGGUUUCCGUGAAAGUCUGGAUCACUUGAUACAGUCGUAUGUGGAAAGGCAAGGCCGUGCUCCCAUUGACUGGGAUAUGCACAGAAACUUGCCAACACCAACUCCCACUUCACCAGAACGAGAUGAGGACCAGCAAAGAGAUGAUCAAAAUGAGGAUCAGCGUGAUUCUAUGAAUAGACCUUCAUUGGUUCUGCCGUCUCCACCUGUACCCCCACCUCAACCACUGUGGCACCAGGAUUUGCAUCACACUAGUUGGUCUCGUCAUAGCAUGCAUCGAUCUGAACUUGAAUGGGAGAUGAUUAAUGAUUUGAGAGCAGACAUGGCAAGACUUCAGCAAGGAAUGAGCCACAUGCAGAGGAUGUUGGAAGCCUGCAUGGAUAUGCAACUUGAGCUACAACGCUCUGUCAGACAAGAAGUCUCUGCAGCUCUGAAUCGCUCACCUGGUGAAAAAGGGUUGGUGGGUGCCGAGACAUCUGAAGAUGGAUCUAAAUGGGGUCAUGUAAGGAAAGGGACAUGUUGCGUUUGUUGUGAUAGCCAUAUCGAUUCUUUAUUGUACAGAUGUGGACAUAUGUGCACUUGUUCAAAAUGUGCAAAUGAAUUAGUUCGUGGCGGAGGCAAAUGCCCAUUGUGUAGAGCGCCGAUCGUUGAAGUGAUCCGAGCAUACUCCAUACUGUAAAGAGGUGGGAAAGGAUAAAUAAUUGAAAUUGAGUAGAAUGAGCGAAGGGAGCCUAUGUCAGUUUAGGCAAUCAGAAGGCUCCUCAGGGUUUUACCUGUAGAGCGUCCAAUUGUUGCCACAGUUUUUCUGAUUAAAUAUUAUGCAAAUGUAUAAUUGGAACAACAAAUGGCACCUUAAUUCUUCCGUAAAUAAAAUGUUUUGUCAGAAAAUUCUUUU